AUCUCUCUCAUUACUACUCUGGCUUUGCAUGUGGAAUUUGGAAAUGCGGCGGAUUACAAUUCAGACUAUAUAAAGAAACGCGAAGAAGAAGAAGAAGACGACGAUAAUACAUUCUCUUCCUAAGAGAACAAGUCAUUGUAGCGGCAAUGGUAGGUCAAAACGAUUAUCAAAAUCCUCCUCCUAACAAGAAGGUCUACACUGAAGAACAAUUUGUCAUUGGAAUACCUGAAACCGCUCAUCAGAUUAGCAGUGAUUCAUGGUUUCAGGUUGGAUUUGUUCUCACUACUGGUAUUAACAGUGCUUAUGUAUUGGGAUAUUCUGGAACAAUUAUGGUUCCUCUUGGAUGGUUGCCUGGUGUUCUUGGCUUGAUUGCAGCUACUGCUAUAUCCUUGUAUGCUAACUCUCUUAUAGCUAAGCUUCAUGAGUAUGGAGGGACAAGGCAUAUACGAUAUAGAGAUCUUGCAGGAUUUGUAUAUGGUAAGAGAGCUUAUUCACUCACAUGGACAUUGCAAUACGCAAAUCUUUUUAUGAUCAAUACUGGAUAUAUCAUCUUAGCUGGUCAAUCCCUCAAGGGGGUUUAUGUCCUUUUCACCGAUGAACAUACAAUGAAGCUCCCAUACUUCAUAGCAAUUUCUGGGGUUGUUUGUGGCAUGUUUGCCAUUGGAAUUCCCCAUUUGUCAGCCUUAAGGAUUUGGCUGGGAGUGUCAGCUUUAUUGAGUAUGGUGUAUAUUGUUGUAGCAAUCGUGCUGUCAACUAAAGAUGGAAUACAAGCUCCACCAAGGGAUUAUGGCAUUCCUGGAACAAAGACAGACAAGAUCUUCACAACCAUUGGUGCAGUUGCAAAUCUUGUUUUUGCUUUUAACACAGGAAUGCUUCCGGAGAUACAGGCGACAAUUAAGCAGCCAGUUGUUAAAAACAUGAUGAAAGCCCUAUACUUUCAAUUCACAGUUGGGGUCUUUCCUAUGUACAUUGUCACCUUCAUUGGCUAUUGGGCAUAUGGAUCAACAACUUCAACUUUUCUACUCAACAGUGUCAACGGUCCUGUUUGGGUGAAAGCUUUUGCCAACAUUGCUGCUUUCCUACAAACGGUCAUUUCUCUACAUAUAUUUGCAAGUCCAAUGUACGAGUAUCUAGACACUAAGUACGGAAUAAAAGGGAGCGCUUUGGAUUUCGGGAAUCUGUCGUUUAGGGUUAUGGUUAGAGGCGGUUAUUUGACAUUCAACACGCUUGUGGCUGCAAUGUUGCCAUUCUUGGGAGAUUUCAUGAGCCUAACCGGGGCUAUAAGUACUUUCCCACUCACGUUUAUACUGGCAAACCAUAUGUAUCUUCGGGCGAUGAACAAUAAGUUGACAACAGCUCAGAAGACGUGGCAUUGGUUUAAUGUCAUCUUCUUUGGUUGUUUAUCAUUUGCAGCUGCUGUAGCUGCAUUGAGGCUUAUUUCUGUGGACUCUAAAACAUACCAUAUCUUUGCAGAUUUAUAGAAGAGAGUUAUAGAACAAGAACAAGAAGAUGGCUCUGUUUUAUUAAAGCAGACAGCCAUCAGGACCAAAGAGAAUAGGAAAUAAGAAAGUCUCUAUUUAAUUAUUUAUACAUGGUCCAUACAUAUAUUUUUUCUCCUAUUUGUAGCCUGGCUAAUUAUCAACAUGUUCCUUUGGAGGUUACAAUUUUAUGUUGCAAAUUCAAUUAUUGAAUUAUAAUCAAAUUACAUUGGGUUUCUCCA
Impatiens glandulifera is the source of this 1720-nucleotide messenger RNA. RefSeq names its product proline transporter 2-like. The transcript has 6 exons. Bases 147 to 1481 code for a protein of 444 amino acids. Lineage: Eukaryota; Viridiplantae; Streptophyta; Magnoliopsida; Ericales; Balsaminaceae. Gene Ontology annotation, cellular component: plasma membrane. The record is from RefSeq and is a predicted model, not a curated record.